Messenger RNA from Malaya genurostris, 741 nucleotides. RefSeq lists its product as uncharacterized. Lineage: Eukaryota; Metazoa; Arthropoda; Insecta; Diptera; Culicidae. The record is from RefSeq and is a predicted model, not a curated record. Gene Ontology annotation, molecular function: zinc ion binding. The coding region runs from base 117 to 488 and encodes 123 amino acids. Gene Ontology annotation, cellular component: nucleus. The transcript has 3 exons.
ACAUGAAAUACUAUUGGAUGUCUGAAAGAAUGACGUUUUCAUUGAAAUCAAUUUCCAAGGAUUACUAGCUUUCGUGGUGCGAAAUAGUCUAUAUAUGGUGAAAUUAUCAAAUCAGGAUGGUUCAGGAUACUAACUCUGUCUGUCCACGCAUUUAUUAUGCAUGUAGGUUAUGCAAAAUUCGAGGUAAUCAAUUGAAUAGAAUCAAUCAACAAAUAUCAUCAAAAAUAUAUGAAUGUACUACCCUAAAGAUCAUCUCAACACCUCAGUGCAAAGCGUUCAUUUGUGAUAGCUGCAAGACCAAAAUUGACGAACACUAUCAAUUCAAAAUGCAGUGUAUAAGAAAUGUUAACUUACACCGUUUAAACACUUCAGGAAUCAAUGGGGAUUCUGGAAGCAGCAGCAACAGUACCGACGAUUCAAGUGGGCCGAUCAAUGUCGCUUCGAGUGAAAUUGUAGAAUGUGUGCCCGGGAGUAGCAAGGGUGAUUGAAGUCAGAAGCAUGUUACAAACUAAUGGGAUUUUUGAAACAAAUUAGAACAAAUUCUUUACUAGUUGGCCAAAAUUAUUGGUAUAAGAAUUCCUUUCACAAAAUUGUGUUAGUUAUACCAUUUUGAAGAAAAAAAAUCCCAUUAGAGAUUUUGCUAUUGUGAUAUGUUGUUUAUGCUCAUUCAGUGGAAUGCAAAGAAGGUUCUCAAAUUGUCUAGUCCUAAUGAACUUUCAGUCGACUAUCGUAGCUGACAUA